Molecule: messenger RNA, 6517 nt
Organism: Otolemur garnettii (small-eared galago)
Lineage: Eukaryota; Metazoa; Chordata; Mammalia; Primates; Galagidae
Gene: RP1
Product: RP1, axonemal microtubule associated
Exons: 4
Coding region: 122-6517 (2131 amino acids)
Biological process (GO): intracellular signal transduction; photoreceptor cell development; retina development in camera-type eye
Cellular component (GO): axoneme
Source: RefSeq, a predicted model, not a curated record
AUUAGUUUCUCUGCACAAAAUAAGGUUACAUAUACAGUGACAUUUAUCUGAACUAUUCAAACAACUUACCCAUCUUUUCCUUUUCUUUAUAAGGAAGUUUCAAGUUCUGGUCUCAGCCAAAAUGAGUGAAACCCCUUCUACUACUUUUUCCAUGAUUCAUCCUAUUUCUUCUGAAGGUCAAGUUCCCUCUCGCUAUUCCAGUGUAACUAAUCCAAUUGUGGCCAAACGGAUCAGCUUCUACAAGAGCGGAGACCCUCAAUUCGGUGGGGUCAGGGUGGUGGUCAACCCUCGUUCCUUUAAGACUUUUGAUGCUUUGCUGGAUAACUUGUCCAGGAAGGUACCCCUGCCUUUCGGAGUGAGGAACAUCAGCACCCCGCAGGGAAGGCACAGCAUCACGCGCCUGGAGGAUCUGGAGGAUGGCGAGUCUUACCUGUGCUCUCACGGCAGGAAGGUGCAGCCGGUGGACUUGGACAAGGCCCGUCGGCGUCCGCGGCCCUGGCUCAGCAGUCGAGCAGUCAGUGCGCAUGUGCCGCCCUGCCCCAUAGCCGCUGCAGCUCCCGGCAUGCCCCGCGGGCCGAGGAAGCUGGUGGUUUUCAGGAAUGGCGACGCACGGACGAAGCGAGCAGUCCUUCUGAGUAGGAGGGUCACCCAGAGCUUCGAGGCUUUUCUGCAGCACCUGACGGUGGUCAUGCAGUGCCCAGUGGUCAAGCUGUACUCCACAGAUGGAAGGAGGGUUUCCAGUCUACAGGCAGUGGUUCUGAGCUCUGGAGCUGUGGUAGCAGCAGGAAGGGAGCCUUUUAAACCAGGAAAUUAUGGCAUUCAAAAGUACUUGCUUCCUGCUAGACUGCCAGGGAUCUCUCGUCGUGUGCACCCCAAGGGAAAUGUGAGGCCAGAAAGAAGAAAGAUGAGCAUACGUAUGCCUUCAAGUACAAAGUCUCAGAUUUAUUCUGUUUCUUCUGACAAAACACAUAACAAUGAUUGCUACUCAGACUGUUCUUUUGCUCCUGAACAUUACUUGGCCUUAGAAAAAAAUGAUUCUCAGAGUUUAUCAAUAUAUCCUUCUGAAGAUGAUAUUGAGAAGGCAAUUAUUUUUAAUCAAGAUGGCACUAUGACAGUUGAGAUGAAAGUUCGAUUCAAUAUAAAAGAGGAGGAAACCAUAAAAUGGACAACCACUGUCACUAAAGCUGAUCUUUCUAAUAAUGAUGAGAAGAGUGAGAUAAGGAAUAUUUCAAGAAAAAUAGACAGUGGAUCUCCUAGUUUAGAGCUUACAAAAUGUUCACUGUCUGCAGAUGUCUCACCUCUGGCAAAAGGCUUCAAUAAAGGGGGCAAUUUGGCAGAAGAGUUAAAUGCUGAAAUGACAGAUCAAGAGGCUGAAACGUGCAGUUCUGCUAGUUGGGAGAAUGCUGCUAUGGACACAGAUAUCAUUCAGGGAAGUCAGGGUCAAGCAAAGCAUCAUUUUUAUAGGCCCCCUACACCUGGACCAAGGAGAGUAAGACAGAAGAAAUCUGUGAUAGGGAGUAUGACCUUAAUGUCUGAAACUGAGGUUCAGGAGAAAAUGAUUGGACAGUUUUCUUAUAGUGAAGAAAGGGAACGUGGGGAAAACAAAUCUGAGUAUCACAUGUUCACACAUUCUUGCAGUAAAAUGUCAUCAGUAUCUAAUAAACCAGUACUUGUUCAGAUCAAUAACAAUGAACAGAUGGAGUCAUCGUUAGAUAGAAAACAGAAAAGUAGACUGGUCAAAUCAAGUGCAGUAAGUGCUGGUGUUAUAGAAAUUACAAGUCAGAAGAUGUUAGAGAUGUCUAAUAAUGGCUUGCCAUCAGCUAUAUCAGAGAAUUCAAUUGUGGAAGAAGGUGUAGUUGACAGUAUUAUUUCAGACAACAAAACUUGUAUCAAGAACUUCAGAACUUAUGAUAACACCAAUGAUAGGUUCAGUCCUGUUUCGGCAGAUGCAACUCAUUUUUCAAGUAACAACUCUGGAACUGACAAAAGUAUUUCUGAAGCUCCACCAUCAGCAUCCUCUAUUGUCAACACAGGAAUUGACAGACUAAUUAAUGAAUUUGCUCAAUGUGGUUUAACAAAACUUCCAAAAAAUGAAAAAAAGAGUUUGUCUUCUGUUACUGGCAAAAAGAAAAGGAAGUCACGACAACAGGUAAUAAGCUCCAGGUAUCAGGAAGGGCAGAUUACAGCUAAAGGGAUGCCCAAUAAGAAAGAGAGAAUAAACAUAGGUGGUAGAAUUGCACGAGAACCCAUAUUGCAAGAUUCCCACAGUCUCCUUAGAGGAGGGAUACUUUGUGAGGAAGACUUACAGGCAAGUGAUAUAGUCAUUAAAUCAGAUCAUCUUCGUUCCAAAAGUAAUUUUAAUACCAUGAUUUCUAAGAAUUUCUCCAGAAAUAAAUUAAAUACUAAAAAUCCUAAAGUUCAAGGACUUUUAGUGAAAAGGAAAUCCAGACCACGAAAGAAAGUAAGUUUAGGAAGACCUAAAAAAAGAGAAAUUGGUCAAGGAGAUAACUUGUUUCCUCAUAAUGAAUCUAAAUAUUGCAAAAGUACUUUUGAAGAUCAGAGUUUAUUUCAUGUAUUUAACCUCCUUGAGCAAAACCCCAAAACUUCUCAAGCAGAAAUGGCAUCUGGGUAUUUGAAAGGAAUGUCAAAGAAGAGUUUAAUUUCAAAAGUUAACGAUUCACACAUAACUUUAAGAGGCCAGAAAAAACAAAAAAAGGAUAAAUUGAAAUCAGGUGCUAUUGUAAGUAAACAACAUGCUACAACCAGGGCAAAUUUCUUAGCUUCUUUGAAAAAAGAUGGUUUUUCUGAGGAUAUUGCCCAUCAUUCUGUUCAAAAUUACAUACAUAGUUGGUUGCAGGACAUAAAUCCAUAUCUAACUUUACAACCUAGAAAAUUAGCUCCAAUAUGCAAAAAUGAAAUAAGUGUGAUAAGUUCUAACAAUAAUGAUUUUCCAGGGAAGAAUCCUCUUAUAAGUUAUGGAAAAAGAAAUAAUAUUCUUAUGAAAAGUAAUAAGCACAUAACUAAAAAAGCCAAUUUGGCAGGAGAUAAUCUGUAUGGAGAGGGAGGCAAAUCUCUUACUGUGAAAGAUAAUGAUGAAGAACUUACCAAUGAUUUCUGUGAGAGCCUGGUUGGAUCUUUGAAUGAUGCUUACUUGAUUUCAUUGCAUGAACAUGAUGCUUUGUCACAGUUAGCUCUUAAUGAUCAUAAUACUAAAAGUCAUGUGUCUGCUGAAAAAUCAGAACCAGAGAUAAACCUUGUUUACCAAGAAAUUAAUCCAACUAGAAAAGGGCAAAAUGUAGAGGCUGCUAUUCAAGUAGGUCCUAUGGAAGAGGAAAAUCGAAAAGACCUCUUACCAGUCCUGUUGCUUCGUGAACUUCAAGCUUCAGUUCCUGGUAUUCAUAAGACUCAAAAUGGAGUUGUUCAAAUGCCAAGUUCCCUUCCAGAUGUUCCUUUUCCUUCUGUAAUAUGUAAUUCAUCCACUAAUCUCCUUCUAGCUUGGCUCUUGGUGCUAAACUUAAAGGGAAAUAUCAAUAGCUUCUGUCAAGGUGAUGCUCACAAGACUACCAAGAGAUCUUCAGAAACACUUGCAUUGUUGGAGAUUUUAAAGCACAUUGCCAUCAAAGAGGAAGCUGAUGACUUAAAGGCUGCUGUUGACAGUUUAGUGGAGUCAACCACAAAUCAUUUCAGACUCAGUGAGAAAGAAGAAAAUGUAGUUCCAGCAGGUCUUUCUGAAAAUUAUUCCACAGCCAGCACUCAGAGAGUUCCUGAGUGUAAUGAAAACAAAAGAACACAGAAAAUAUUAUCUUUGGAUAGAGGCAGCUCUGCCAGUGAGGUCUGUGCCCCUGAAGUCUGUGUUUUGGGAAUGACUUGCUCUCCUUGUGAGAUGAACACUACAAAUAAGAAUUAUUCUCCAAAAGAGUCUGGUAACCCCAGUGACACUUUUAGUCCUAGUGAUGAUUAUGCCAUGGAUCAGACCUCCAUGAAUACGGCUUCUUUCCUAGGAGAGGUCUGUUCACUCACUGAUGCUGUUUCUUCCCAUAAGGCUUGUGCUCAAAAGGAGAAUCAUAUCAAUGAGGCGUCAUGCCCAAAUGAUGAAUCCUACAUUCCUGUCAAAGUCUUCAAUACCACUGACUUUUUAAAUUCCAAAGAAAACACAUAUACUGAUAACUUGGAAUUAACUGAAGGGUUAAAAAGAGAUGACAAAGUUGAGAAAGACCUAAAUAUUUUGUCAGACCCUGGUUAUAAAAAUGGCUUUAAUACAUUGGUGUCACAUCAAAAUGUCAUUAAUUUAAGCCGCUGUGGUGGUGUGCUAAAGGAAACUGAACUGGAAUUUGAUAAGAAACAUAGUUCUCUAGAUGAAUUUGAAAAUUGUUCACUACAGAAAUUUCAGGAUAAAAGUGCACAUCCAUCCUUUGAUAGGGAAGAAUCAAGGACUUCUGAAGAACCAGACUCAAUAACUAACAGUGUGACUUCAAGUGAAAGAAAUAUUUCAGAAUUGGAAUCUUCUGAAGAGUUAGAAAGCCAGGACAUUGGUAUGUUUAAUACAGAGGUAAAUGCUGGAGAGCAAGCCACUGAAGAAUUAAUCAAAAAAGAAUUAGAGGAUAGUAAAAAUUUAGAAUUGAUAGAUAUCUCUAAUAGGAACAUUAUAGAAGAAGAAAGAAAAAAUGGUGUAAUUUGUGAGACAAUCAGUAAAAGGAUGACACCACCUUCUUUAGUUUUUUGCUAUGAUUCAAAAUUAAAUAGUGAAAAGGAGACCAAUGAAAGAGAAAGUAACAUGAGGGUAAAAACAAUGGUGAAAAGCAUGGAAACUGGAAGUUAUUCAGAGUCCUCUCAUGAUUUCAAAAGAGGCUUUAGAACUCCAGUGACUUCUGAUUGGUCAGAUUAUAGACCAGAUAGUGACAGUGAACAGCCUUAUAAAACUUCCAGUGAUGACCACAAUGAUAGUGGUGAACUUGCUCAAGAGAAAGAAUAUAAUAUGGGAUUUGUUAAAAGGGCAAUAGAGAAGCUUUAUGGUAAAACAGAGAUUGUAAAACCAUCUUUUUUUCCUACACACAGAUCUCAGGUUUGCCCUUACAAUUCUGUGGAAUUUCAGAGUGUGAGGAAAUCAGGUAUUUAUGAUUCUGAAGGUCAUUCAUUUGGCUCUUCUGAACAUGUAUCUAGUAGUUCACCUAUGUUGCAGGAAUUCGAGGAGGAAAGACAAAAUAAACGUACUAUUAAUGUGAGGGAUAAUUAUGGGGGUAACAGUAUAGAAUCUGAUACAAAACAAAAUGAUUAUAAGAGAAUUCUGGGAGAGGUAGAGGAAGGAGUACUGAUUGACAAAGGCAAAUGGCUCCUGAAAGAAAAUCAUUUGCUAAGGGUGUCAUCUGAAAAUCCUGGCAUGUGUGGCAGUGGCGAUACCACAUCAGUGGAUACUUUACUUGAUAAUAACAGCAAUGAGGUACCAUAUUCACAUUUUGGAAAUUUGGCCCCAGGUCCAAGCAUGGCUGAACUAUCCUCUUCAGAACUGGAGGAACUAACUCAACCCCUUGAACUAAAAUGCAGUUAUUUUAACAUGCCUCAUGCUAGUGAUUCUGAGCCUUUUUGUGACGAUUUAUUAGAUGUUAGCAACAAAAUCUAUGCCAAGGAAAGAAUACCAAAUCAUCAUAGAGAGGAGAAAGGUAAUCUUCAGUCAGAAAAAGUAUGUACAUCUGUCACUCAUGCUUUUACGCCUGCUGGUAACAAAGUCCACCCUGUUUCUGAUGAUGCUAUUAAAAACCAGCCAUUGCCCAGAAAUAAUAUGAUUAAUAGUGUGCUUCAAGAAGGUGACUCUUUGGAUAAACUCUAUGCUCUUUGUGGUCAACAUUGCCCAAUAUUAAAUGUUAUUAUCCAACCUGUAAAUGAGGAAGACCGAGGAUUUGCAUAUCGCAAAGAAUCUGAUAUUGAAAAUGCCUUGGGUUUUCAUUUGUGGAUGAAAAUAUACCCAUGCUUACUAAAGUCAAACAAAAACAUGUUCAGGAAUAAGAACAAUGAAGGAGGUAUGAGAAAAGAAUUUAUUGAUGAUGCCAUUGGGGAUACAUCUGAUCAACUUUAUUUCAGUUACAUAUUUGACUUGAUGGAUAAAAGAAGAAAACAAAAGAGAAUUAAGUUCUUAGAAGUAGUGGAAGAAAGUGAUUUUAAAAAAUUUCAAUCAUAUUUAAAGAAAAGAUUUUGUAUGAAUUUCUGGCAUACAUUGUUAGUUGUGGGUGAUAUAAAUUCAAAUACACAAGACCCUAGCAGUUGGAUAAAUGAAAUAUUUAAAGCAGUUGAUGAGAAUAACAACUUGUUGAAUAACAGAUUUCAGAGCUUAAGAACAAAUCUCAACCAAUUAAUAAGAGCAAAUAUCAACUAUCAUUUCUCUUUUGAAAUGCUUGGUCAAGCAUGCCUGUUAGAUAUUUGCCAAGUUGAGAUAUCCUUAAAUAUUAGCAAUGUAAACAUACUAGAAAUACUUUGUUUUUUUGAGGGUGAAAAUAUUUUCAUUUGGCAAGAGGAAACCAAUUAA